AUGGUGGUCGGCAGGCCUGAAGCGAAAUCGUGCUGUUGGCCGUACAGGCCACCGGCAAAGUCGGAAGCUGACAGCACGGUUACCCAUAAUGGGCCAGGUGCUACUGUGGGGCCGGACUGCGUGGCUGGCUCUGGUAGCACGUGGUCAUCAGUCCGUGAAAGUCGAACUUGUGUGCAUAACGAUUGCCGUGAAUUUUGGUCAUAA
Molecule: messenger RNA, 204 nt
Organism: Macrosiphum euphorbiae (potato aphid)
Lineage: Eukaryota; Metazoa; Arthropoda; Insecta; Hemiptera; Aphididae
Source: the annotation of a GenBank genome assembly